Monopterus albus (swamp eel) is the source of this 5040-nucleotide messenger RNA. RefSeq names its product elastin microfibril interfacer 1b (gene emilin1b). Bases 380 to 3742 code for a protein of 1120 amino acids. Lineage: Eukaryota; Metazoa; Chordata; Actinopteri; Synbranchiformes; Synbranchidae. Gene Ontology annotation, molecular function: protein binding. The transcript is spliced from 15 exons. The record is from RefSeq and is a predicted model, not a curated record.
AUAGUUCGGGGAGGCGGUGAUGAAGAGGAGGAGCAGCUGGUGUCGGUUCAGACUGUCGCAACGUUUUCUGCCCUUUGUCUCAGAUGAAAAGUUCUGAUGGACAAACUGUGACCGCAUCAAACCGGAUUUAAACCGUUUUUAAAUUGGAUUAAAGGCGCAGGAACAGAGACAGCCGAACCCGGAGAAGGACGCGGAGCGAAGCAGAGGUGUCCGGACUCCAGGUCUGGUUUCUGGGAGUUUGGAUCAGAAUCCGGGUCAUGCGUCUGUAGAACCGACUUUGUGGAAACUUUUGUCCCCAUGGAGAUGGGAGUUCUUCCCGCUCUAAGGACUUGAUCACACAGUAUUGAUUACCUGUAUUGAUUGCAUAUUGAUCAGCAGUAUGGCCGCGCUCCUCCUGCUACUGCUGGGGCUUUGGACCUGCGGUCACGCCAAGGGCGCGUUCCCGCUGCGACCCUCCUACAGCUUGUACGCCGGCGGACACGCGCACGGGGCUCGCGCCGCCAGUAGGCACAGGAACUGGUGUGCAUAUGUCGUCACAAAGACGGUGAGCUGUGUAGUCGAGGACGGAAUUGAAACCUAUGUGAAGCCAGACUAUCAUCCGUGCAGCUGGGGGAGCGGACAGUGCAGCAGGGUGGUGGUCUAUAGGACUUACAUGAGACCACGGUACAAAGUGGCCUACAAAAUGGUGACAGAGAUGGAGUGGAAGUGUUGCCAUGGUUACAGCGGAGAAGACUGCGCCGACAGUGGAGCGGGCACCCACAUAUCUACUACCAGACCUCAGCCUGGACAUGGAGGGGGCACAAGCCAUGGUCAGGAAGGCGGCGGUGCUGGAUCAGGACAGAGCGGAGGACACAAUGCACGAGUUGAGAAUGAAAAGAUGAGGCAGCUGGAGGAGAAGAUCCAGGGUCUGACCAAGAACCUCCAGGACCUACAGUCCACCCUGAACACCAUGAAUGAGCACUUCCAGCAUGGACAAGCUCCGUCCUCAGGAGGAAGAAACCCUGCAGAUGCAGCUCAACCAGAGAUUAAGGAGACAAUUCAUAGCAUUCAAACCAAACUGGACCAACUGGACAACCGCACACAGGCUCAUGAUAAAACCCUGGUCAACAUCAAUAACCACCUGGUGAAUGGCAAAGGUAACGAGAUGGAAGGAGGUCUAUCUGGAGGAGAGCUGAGUGGAGAGAGACUGAAUCAGCUGAAGGAGGAGAUCCUGAGGGAGUUGGAAAGGAGAGUGUCACUGUCCUGCUCCUCGUGCCAGGCUGGGGUGGAGGAUCUACGCAGACAGCAGCAGGAGGACCGAGAGAAGAUCCAAGCUUUGGAGAAACAACUAAACAUCAUGGACAUUCGGUAUCAGCAGAGCCUGGAUGAACUGCAGCAGCACGGGGUGCAUUUGCAAAGAUGCUGCAACACUGUCAAUGACCUCCAAAAUCGCAUGACUGAUGCUGAACGCAAGAUCAGCUCAACCUCAGAGAACUUUGAUGAUUUGCAAAACCGUCUGAACAAGGAGCUCAGCGGAGGAGGUGGCAGCAGCAACAAAGAGAGUGGUGGGUCCAGAGAAGGAAGUCUUGAUGUUGGCGGUGGAAUCAAUGGAGGGGAAGGAGUGGUGACACAGGAUAAGCUGGACAGUUGGCUGAAGGACCUGGAGCGGCGGGUCAACAACACGGUGCAACGAACUGAGCAAAGCUGCACAUACCUGGAAAAUGACCUGAAAGACUACUUCCACAGAGAACUGGGGGACCUAAGGACUGUGUUCCUGGACCGGUUUGAUGACCAGGCCUUCAGGAUAGCAGACGUGGAGCUGGACUUGGGGCUGGUGAAGGACAAGGUGAGCGACCACGUCACAAGGCUGUCAAAGCUGGAAAACAACACCUCCCUCUUGAAUGAGAGGCUUGAAGAGUGCACCUGUGGAAGGUCUGAAGCAGGAGGAAGAGAAGAGGACCGAGGAAAUGAAGGAGGAAAGUGGGGAGCAUCAGGAGCGGGAAAUACAGAAGGAGGAAACAAGGGAGGUGCAGGGGGUGGAUUGUUUGGGGCAGGAGGAGUAAGAGACAAUACAACAGAGAAAUCACUGGAGUGGAGAGUUGUGGCUAAUGAGGAUCAGAUUCGACACUUUAAUACUCGACUCAAAGAUCUGUCGGUGUCCGGAGACUCUCUGUACGACAAGGUUUUGGACCUGAGCCAUGAUGUCCGUAACAUUAAAGCUCUGACCGGUGACCACAGCGAACAUUUUAACCGCAUUGUGACAGAGGUGGAGCUGCUGGGGCAGGACUGCGAGCUGUGCGGGAAGGUAGAGGAUGAGCUGCAGAGGCUGAAGAAUCAUUCCCAGAAUGCACUGGGGCGCAUGCAGAGCCACAUCAACAGACUGGACAAAGAGAAAGACAGCUGUUUCCAGAUUUGUUCACACCUGCAGGAUGAAGUCCACCUGCUGCAAGAUGAUGUCAGGAGGUGCACUGGCCAAUGUAAGACCAGUGCGGACACACCCACAGUAGGUGGUGGUUCUUCUGGCACUGGCAGUAGUGGUGGUACCAGUGGACGUGGACCCGCGUUAGAUGCUGAGAAGCCUUUAGAUGGCCACAGUGUGAUUGGAGGCUCCAUCAACAACAACCAGCUGAAGACGCUGCAGGGUGAACUAUCUGAAGUCAUCCUUAGCUUCAGCUUCAUCAAUGACACGCUGAAAGGGCUCGAAGACACGGUACAGAAACAUGGCAGCGUCAUCACUGACCUUGGAAACACCAAGGACAUCUCUGAGCUGGAUAAAAUGCAGCAGGAGGUCACAGAGCACACUGAAAAGAGCCAGGACAGCCUGGAUGGGAUGGGCCGGGAUAUCCGGCGGUUUGAGAACAUGGUAAUGGUGGAGAUGGGAGACUGUAAGAGGUCUGGAGAUGGUCUGGAGAAGAGGCUCUCAAAGCUGGAGGGGGUUUGUGGGAGGCUGGACAGUGUCUCAAACUCCAUCCACAAGAUAAAGGAAGGACUGAAUCAACAUGUGUCCAGUUUGUGGACAUGUGUUUCUGGUCUGAAUGACUCGGUCAUCCAUCAUAGAGGAAUUCUGGACAUUAUGCAGAGGAACCAGGAUGAGGUCACCAGCAGGAUGAAAAACAUGAACUCAAGCCUGAACCAGGUCCUCAAAGACCUUCAAACUUUUUCAGAACGUGGCUUGACUGGGCUCCCUGGACCUCCAGGACCCCCAGGAGAGAGAGGCUUCAAUGGGCUGCCGGGUCCCCAGGGGCCCCCUGGGCGGCAAGGGGAAAGUGGAGCACCAGGUCCACCUGGUCCUAAAGGUGAACGAGGUCUGCCUGGUGUUGAUGUUCAUAUACCCAGGCUGUCAUUCUCUGCUGCCCUCACUGUCCCCAUGGAGAGAGCUGGAACCAUCACCUUUGACAAGAUCUUUGUUAAUGAUGGAAACCACUACGACCCUCGAACAGGUGUUUUCACCGCCCCUGUAAAUGGACGUUACUUCUUCAGUGCCAUUUUGACAGGUCAUAAGAAUGAGAAGAUCGAGGCAGUUCUGUCCAAAUCUAACUAUGGCAUGGCUCGGGUGGACUCAGGAGGCUACCAGCCUGAAGGCCUGGAGAACAACCCUGUGGCUGAGGCCAAAACCACUCCAGGCUCCCUGGCUGUCUUCAACAUCAUCCUGCCUCUGCAGAAUCGGGACACGGUGUGCAUCGACCUGGUGAUGGGCAAACUGGCCCACUCUGUGGAGCCCCUCACCAUCUUCAGUGGUAUGCUGCUGUAUGAAGACAUGUGACAGGUUCAAUCUGCUCUCUGAAAAAUAAGGCCAGAGAACCUGAACAAUGCUGUUUAAUUCAUGACAAGCCCACCGGAGGCGGCAACAUAAAGUGUGGUGUCACUUACUCAUUCAGGAGUGAUUCAGAAGUCAUGACAAAAUAUUUUAAACGAACCUUCAUUCUCCAUGUUCUUCACAGGAAUCUGACUGGUUUUAUGUAAUGAUUCUAUAGAGUCUCUAUGUGAUUUUACAUGUGGAUGACAGCAGGAGUCGAUUUACUCUCUGACUGCUGCUAAUCCAAACUGCAGUUCUUGUAUGGUCAUAUGAUCUGACCUCAGAGCAGCACUGUGAGGAUGGACUGUAAACCAGGAUCAGCUAAGACCUGUCAGACCUGAUUCCUGUUGCUGUUCAGGAUGUUUAAACAACUUUCUAGAAGCACAUGAAGUGCUAUGGUGAAAACUUAUAAUGUUAAAGGUCUGUAGUGGUGUUAGUGUUCCCUGCAGGCUACAGACUUAGUACAUCCACAAUAUGACAAAACAAUAACUUGAUCUAUUGAUUAUCAACAGGAGAGUGUGGCUAAAGAUGUGAAAUGUAUUUUGUGGAUACACGAAUGAUUAUGUAGUCAUUAACAACUGAAAGGUUUCAUCCUGUGAACAGUAGUAACAAGAUCAGGAUAUUACUUGAACAUCUGAUGAUUAGUGGAUGCUAACAUCUGUGUCUUGUUGCUCAGGUGUUUAGAUAUCUUUCAGCUGUUGAAGAGCUGAUUGGUUAAUGUUUAGCAUUAUCUGAUAGUGAUGAUCUGACUGAUAGAUACUGAGAUAUGUGACUGCUGACCAAAGUGUUGGACAUACAGAUGGACGUUCAUCUAUAUCCUCAAGUGUGUCUUUAAACAUGGUGAAAAAGAGAAGAAAGGUGUUUUCUCUGAAGGUGUAUUAAAGCAGGGUGUGUUUUCUGUUGGAUUUUAUCUUUUAGAUGGCUUCACAUUUUGAUUUUAUUAAGCUGCACCAUUCCCUGUUUUAUUUGUGUUUUUAUGUGAAUUUGAGUAUUUAAGCUAUUAUCACAAAAUCUCACUUUUAUAGAUACAUGUUAAUGGAGAAACUAUAAAUACCAUCAACAAAUGCCAUUAAAUAGCAGUGGUGGAAGAGUCAUCCAGAUCCCUUUCUUCAAAUGUAGCAAUAUCAUAGUGUAGAAAGUGCUACCAGGAAAAGUCCUGCAUUGUAAAAGUUGUUUAAAUGAUAAAGAUGCUGUGUCCUAUGAGUUGUAACAGGCUGAGCUGGAGGUUUUCUAUGGGUGCCCUUUUAAAUGCAGUUAGCAUCUAA